This is a messenger RNA of Lytechinus variegatus (green sea urchin), 1346 nucleotides long. It is a transcript of the gene gabarap, whose product is annotated as gamma-aminobutyric acid receptor-associated protein. Lineage: Eukaryota; Metazoa; Echinodermata; Echinoidea; Temnopleuroida; Toxopneustidae. Gene Ontology annotation, biological process: cellular response to nitrogen starvation; autophagosome assembly; autophagy of mitochondrion. Gene Ontology annotation, cellular component: autophagosome membrane; cytosol; autophagosome. The record is from RefSeq and is a predicted model, not a curated record. Bases 110 to 463 code for a protein of 117 amino acids. The transcript is spliced from 4 exons. Gene Ontology annotation, molecular function: GABA receptor binding; ubiquitin protein ligase binding.
CCUUCGGCUCGCCAUUUUGUCAACAAAAGCAAAUGGUGGAACGAUAGACGACGAUUGUAUUUUGGUAUAAAGAUCUAUUUCUUCUCAACUUGUAGGUUAGCGAAUUGAAAUGAAGUGGUUAUAUAAAGAAGAACACCCCUUCGAAAAGAGGAGACAAGAAGGGGAAAAGAUUAGGAAGAAAUAUCCCGAUAGAGUACCGGUUAUCGUUGAAAAGGCAGCCAAAGCAAGAAUAGGAGACCUUGACAAGAAGAAAUAUCUUGUACCAUCAGAUUUAACAGUGGGACAGUUCUACUUCCUGAUCAGGAAAAGAAUUCAGCUGAGGCCCGAGGAUGCACUGUUUUUCUUUGUAAAUAAUGUCAUUCCUCCAACCAGUGCAACGAUGGGACAACUCUACCAGGAUCACCAUGAAGAGGACUUCUUCUUGUACAUAGCAUACAGUGAUGAGAGCGUCUAUGGAGCAUAGGACGUCCUUGCACGCCGGAGCCUACGAGGCUGGAUGCCUGCCCAUAUGUGAUUUAUGAACUUUAUCUGCCCUUCAAUGAAAGGAACAACAAAAAAUACAUAAAAAUGAAAAAUCUUUGAAAGUAUAAAGAAAAGCCAACAACAAAAACAAACAAACCUUAAUGUAUUAUAGCGGUAAGCACUAGAUAGUUUUAAUCUGCACUGACAUUGUGUAUACCUUUGUCUGGUAAAUGCCAUUGUGUCAUCCAAGUUAUUAUGGUGAUAUUGUUUUUUAUUUCACUUUUAUUCUGUAAAUCUGGUAUGAGUGUAUAAUUUAUAUAAAUGCAAUCGAUGCAUUGAUAGCUUACCCAAUUUGAACUUUAUCUUCAAUUUUUUUUUUUUUGACUUGGGUAAAUGAUGAAAUCUUGAAUUGAGGAGGUCUGUCAGUAUUCAUUUAUAGUUCCUGUAUGUGCAUGAGUUUAAAAGGAAGGCAUAGCAUGUUGGGAGUGUGGAUGUUCAUUAAACAGCCAUUGCGCAUGAUUGUGCUUGUCUGCGCUUCAUUAUCAAUGCAUAAAAUUUAGAGGCUCAUAUUCAGCAGAUUACAAAAAAUGAAAGGAGAAUGUAUCGCAGCAUGCCAUACUGCGAACAUGGAGGUAAAUGUCUACAGCCAAGUCAGCCAAUUCUUGUCUCAUGGCCUGCCUUUUGACCAAAAAUGCACACUUUGACAAUAAUUUUUGGUUCAAUUGCCCUGCAUUGAAGUGGGUUAGUCCUGUAUUUGUAAAAAAAAAGUUCCUUCUCAACAUGAGUGAGUUGGAAUGUUGAAUGAAAUUCAUUUUAAAGUAAUUGUCACUAAUUUCUGUGCACUCUCCUUUUAAAAAUGCAGGUCAUUUGCAUUUGUUAUUUUG